AUGAAUCCUUUACUCAUAGUUUUCUUCACAAUCAAUGACCUAAAGGUUGGCAAAAAACUACCAAUCUAUUUCCCCAAAAGAGACCCUUCAAAAUCCCCUCCAUUUUUACCCAAACAAAAAGCUGAUCAAAUCCCUUUUGCCUUCAAACAACUCCCUUUUGCAAUUUAUUAUUGUUAUUACCAAGAAGGAGAUAAUAAAGUGUUGAAAAUUGAAUUGGAAGGUGAAAAUGGAGAUAGAGUUGAAGCUUUGGCAAUUUGUCAUAUGGAUACUUCUCAAUGGAACCCUACCCAUCCUUCCUUUGAAGUCCUCAAACUUCAACCAGGGGACAUGCCCAUUUGCCAUUUCUUCCCUGCUGAUGAUUUUGUUUGGAUUCCUGUUGCUUGA
This is a messenger RNA of Benincasa hispida (wax gourd), 384 nucleotides long. The record is from RefSeq and is a predicted model, not a curated record. Lineage: Eukaryota; Viridiplantae; Streptophyta; Magnoliopsida; Cucurbitales; Cucurbitaceae.